Drosophila innubila is the source of this 1063-nucleotide messenger RNA. Its product is annotated as protein obstructor-E. The record is from RefSeq and is a predicted model, not a curated record. The coding region runs from base 36 to 986 and encodes 316 amino acids. Gene Ontology annotation, molecular function: chitin binding. The transcript has 6 exons. Lineage: Eukaryota; Metazoa; Arthropoda; Insecta; Diptera; Drosophilidae. Gene Ontology annotation, cellular component: extracellular region.
CACAACGAAGACGAAACGGUUCAACUGGUUACAAAAUGGCGCUUAUGAAAAUUUGCAUAUUUGCUUUGCUCGUGGGGACAACAUUAGCACAGCGCGAACGUGGCAAUUUCCGUGUGGGUGCGGGUCAUCCGCCAUCGCAGCGUCAUUUGCCUCCAAGGACGCGUGAUCCUGUCGAGGAGGCAGCCGCUGCUCCCAGCCGCAAACAGGCCGAGGCUCCGGCGUAUGAGCCCACCGAGGAGUGUCCGGAUGCGAAUGGUUUCUUUCCGGAUAGCAAACAGUGCGAUAAAUACUAUGCAUGCUUAGACGGCGUACACACUGAACGUCUCUGUGCCGAUGGCAUGGUCUUCAAUGAUUACUCGCCCAUCGAGGAGAAAUGUGAUUUACCAUAUAACAUUGAUUGCUCCAAGCGCUCCAAGCUUCAAACUCCACAACCUUCGCAACAUUGCCCAAGGAAGAAUGGUUAUUUUGGUCAUGAGAAGCCAGGCAUAUGCGACAAAUUCUAUUUCUGUGUCGAUGGACAAUUUAACAUGAUCACUUGUCCCGUUGGCUUGGUAUUUAAUCCCAAGACUGGCAUCUGCACUUGGCCCGAUGAGGUCGGCGUCACUGGCUGCAAAUCGGAGGAUAUCUUUGAGUUCCAGUGUCCCAAGGUGAAUGAAAGUAUUGCCGUCACACAUCCACGUUAUGCGGAUCCCGAUGACUGCCAGUUCUUCUAUGUGUGUGUGAAUGGGGAUCUGCCACGUCGCAAUGGCUGCAAACUGGGCCAGGUCUUCGAUGAGGAGAACAAGACAUGUGACUGGGCACGCAAGGUGCCAGAUUGUGCCGACUGGUAUAAGGAUCGCCUAACUGAUGCCAUGCUGGAUGAGCUGGAGAACCCCAAGCCAAAGUCAACGACCACCAAGAGGCCUCCACGUGUGCGUGGCUCCUCAAGACGUAAGCCCAAACCCAAGGUGGUCAAGGAGGAGGAGCCCGAGGAGGAUGAGGCUUAAGCGUUGACUGUUUAACUUUAAGAUUGUCAUUCCUCACAACAAAUAAACGUUGCUAACAAACGUUUCAACUAAAACUU